AUGUCUGAGACCCAAAACAUUCGGUGCAAUGGAGAGCAGGUAGAGGUUCAAGAACCGCUCACAAAGAAGAAAAGCCGGUUGAUGUUCUGGAAGAAGUAUGAACAAGGGGAGAAGAGUGACUGGUGGUUUGCCUCCACUGGAAUACCAUUACUGGCCGCGACUCUUGGUCCACUCGCAAACGUUUCAUCGCUUGUUGCCCUUGUCACUUCAUGGCGUAUGGACGUCUACAUCGACGGUCAAUUUGUGUCGGAGAUUGAAGGGAAGGCUUUCGCGGAUCCGAGAUGGUGCUAUUACUUCAACGUAGCCUCCCUCAUCUGCGGCUUCCUGGGGAACUUGUUUCUCCUCUUCAACUUUACCCAGCGGAUCCGAUACAUCAUCGCCCUACCAGCCACCAUCAUCCUCUGGUACCUCGCCACCGGCUUCCUCAUAGGCAUCACAGCAAGCAUGGAAAUCUAUGCCCCACCCGAUCGCCCCUACCAAACCUAUACCCAAGGCUUCUGGUACGCCAUCGCUGCAGCCUCAUUCUACCUUCUCUGCUCUAUGCUCCUUAUGAUCAACAUGCUCGGCUACUUCCUCGGCCAUUACCCUGAUAAUUUUGCACUAUCUGACUCCCAGCGCACACUCAUCCUACAAACAAUGGUGUUCUUCAUCUGGCUCGGCGGCGGCGCGGCAGUCUUCAUGAAGAUUGAAGACGACGCCGGGGAAGGCUGGGAGUACGCCGAUGCAUUGUACUUCUGCGAUGUGACCGUCCUCACGGUCGGUUUUGGAGACUUCUACCCUACGACCGAUCUCGGGAGGGGCAUCGUAUUUCCUUUCUCCGUCGGUGGCAUCAUCACACUGGCCUUGAUCGUGAGCUCGAUAUACAAGUUCAUGCGCGAGCUCGGCGAGGAAAAUAUCGUCAUGAAGCAUACCGAUCGCAUUCGGCAGAGGACUGCUGAGCGCACCGUAACCACCUCCUUCGACCUCCGUCAACGCGAACACGCUGAGCAUCACCUUAUUCGAAGGCGCUCAUUUACGAGAAGAGGACGUCCGAAGAUCAGUGCUCCUACGGAGCCGAGGGUAAUGCGGACGCCUAUGGGGGAGAGAGUGAAGAGGGCAACGUUUGGGCCACUGCCGAAUGCACUUACGCCCGGGAAGAAUAGGAAGCAGCGAUUGAUUCUAUUAAAAGAAGAAAGGGAUCGCUUUGAAGCGAUGCGUAAUAUUCAGCACAAGUCAAGGAAGUAUAGGCAGUGGCUGGCGUUGCUGUUUUCGACGUUUGCGUUUGGGAUUUUGUGGUGUAUUGGUGCCGUUGUGUUUUGGCAGGUAAGUCACAGCAAGACGUGA
Messenger RNA from Didymosphaeria variabile, 1323 nucleotides. Its product is annotated as Potassium channel. The record is from RefSeq and is a predicted model, not a curated record. Lineage: Eukaryota; Fungi; Ascomycota; Dothideomycetes; Pleosporales; Didymosphaeriaceae. Gene Ontology annotation, cellular component: membrane. Gene Ontology annotation, molecular function: potassium ion leak channel activity. The coding region runs from base 1 to 1323 and encodes 440 amino acids. Gene Ontology annotation, biological process: stabilization of membrane potential; potassium ion transmembrane transport. The transcript is spliced from 3 exons.